Drosophila willistoni is the source of this 1922-nucleotide messenger RNA. Its product is annotated as serine/threonine-protein kinase WNK1. Lineage: Eukaryota; Metazoa; Arthropoda; Insecta; Diptera; Drosophilidae. The coding region runs from base 340 to 1806 and encodes 488 amino acids. The transcript is spliced from 8 exons. The record is from RefSeq and is a predicted model, not a curated record.
GCAAAUAAAUUGUCGAAUGAGGGCAACGAGAAAUUGUGACAAUAACAACUAAAGUAAAUAAACAAAAAGUUAAAGUAAACUGAAACUGAAUAAAUAUCAACAUAGAAUCUGAUUGAAUACGACAAAUACACUCACACGUUAUACAAUUAAACAAACACAUACCCACGAACACACGAACACAACAGUCCACAUUUGGCUAGAGAAAAUCCUUAUUCGGUUAAGGGUCAAAGGGAACCACUAUACCACUGAAUACCAGCACCACCACCACCAUCCACCUACAAUCCCACUAGCUCAUCCAGCAGUCGCCACAACCAAUCUAAAUCCAAUCCCAAUAUCAACAUGAAUUUAAUGUUUCGUAAGAAUUUUCGCGAGGGCGCCAGCAAAUCGGGCGGCGGCGGUGGCAAACUUCAAUCCAAGGCGAAUCGAACGAAACGUUCGAGGGAUAUGGGUCUUGUGCAGCAGCCGGAGGAGAAUUUCCAUUAUCGUACCCAUCUCUUCUUCUCACCCAACCGACCGGGCUAUGAUGUGGGCGAAGAACGAUGUAGCGCUCUCUCGGGCAUACCGAGUACCCCCCUCUCGACCACACCGGCCACCACAUUCUCACUGCCAUCCUCCGUGCCGUAUGAAGUGGAUGCACCGCAGCCGUUAGUCGAUCGCAAGCCCUCCGUAUCGUUAAUGCGCUGGAAUAGUAAUGGGAGUAGUGCGAAUAACAGUCUAAUACGAUUGCAGCAGCAGCAGCAGCCGACUCACCAGCAACAGCAACAACAUGUUGCCAAUUUCCAGCAGCAGCAGCAGCAAUACCAAUAUCAAUACCAACAACAACAACAAACCCAACUGCAACAAGAGCAACAGCACAGUGCAACAACAACAUUGCUAACAGCCGCAGCGGCAGCCACGCGGCAAGUGAACUUUGGUGGUGGUGGCAACGCUGGAGUAACGCGAGCGGAACCCAUUUCAUUGGCCACAUUGGAUCGUGAUUGUUUCAUCAUACCGGUACAUAGUGUAGAUCGUUUUCUACCUGCUGGCAUACCGUUGCCAGCCUUAAAUGCUGAGGGCAAGGCCACUAGUCCAUUGAGUGUUUUGGAGGUAUCCGAUCCCAAAUUAUGCAUUCUGGUGCAUUUAAUGAGUCCCUUGGAGGCCAUAGAUCCAGUUAUGGAAUCACCUCUCUCACAUCCUUUACUCAAACAACGGUCCAUUGCCGCUGAGCUAUUGACGGAAGUGCAACAGGCCAACACUGCAGUGGGUGGCAUGCUCUUGGCCAACAUGGAGAAGAGUUCGGAGUUCCCUUUCAUUUCGUAUUAUCUGAUCAAUACCAUGCAAACGGAUCCCUCGAAUUUCUAUGCCGGCCUACGUGUCUCAUCGUUGUCCAAAUUUGAGCCCAAGGCCUUAAAAUAUACUGCCGCCCAUACAUUGGAUUUGUAUAGCGAAGUGGCUGCCAUUUGUCGACCACCUUUGGUCUUGCCCUCCAACGAGUCCGGCAGCUUUAAAAAAUCACAAACAGCGGCCACCGGCUAUAUUAUUAGUGUGUUCAAGGUCUUCGAAGGCGACGAUGGUGAACGUUUCGAAAAGAAUUGGCUCUAUUGGACGGGUGCCCGCAUGUUGUACAGAUAUCUGCCACGGGCAGCAGGCUUGCGUCGCAUUGCCUUGCACAAGAGCACAUCCCAGAAGGGUGACAAGAUGUAUCUGUUGGUGUGCGAGUGUGCCGACCUCUUGAAGGAUAUCUCAUUGGCUGCCUUCCUAAUACCGGCGCUUAGGGCACGUCUGUGUGGUUAUACGGGACUAUAUCGCCCCAUUCAGGCAUUCUGAAAACAAUUGGUGGCUUAUUUAAAACAACAUUCGUAUAUCGCUACGGAUAUCUGCAGAUAAUUGUAACAAUGAACAAUUAUUUUGCACACAAAACUGCAUACAUACAGAAAUGAAAU